AAGGCCGACAUGGUGGUGCCUGAAAUGCUGGCUUCCGUUGUGCCCCCGUCAGAUAUUUUUAAUCCUUCCACUGAUAGUCUGCACGCAGCCAUGAGACCGAUUAUUUUACUGGCCCAAUGCUUUGGCAUGUUUCCGGUGUGCGGUGUCAAUAAGCCGGAUGCCUCGUAUCUUCGAUUUACAUGGUACCACCCGAAAAUCUUUUACGCGGUGAGCAUUAUUGUAGGAACGUCUAUCCUGACAGUCACCAAUAUUCAUCGUUUGGUCACCUCGGGGGUAAAUUCUACGAAAAUGACGACUUUCGUUUUCUUUCUCACGACUCUGAUAACCGCAGUCAUGUUUAUACGAUUGGCAAUGCAUUGGCCUUGCCUAGCGUUAACUUGGGAAAAAUUGGAACGUGAAUUCACCUCGAAACAUCGGCGGAUUUCUAAGACCAGUCUCGCAACUCGUUUUAAAAUCGUAACCUUUGUCGUCAUGUUGCUCGCGUUUGGAGAACAUUCUGCCGCUGUGAUGGCUGGAUACACCAGUGCAUUAGAAUGCGCAGCGUAUCUUGAUGACGCGGAUGUUGCUGGUAUUUAUUUCAUAUCACAAUUCCCUCAGAUCUUCACAAAAUUAUCCUACAGUCUCUGGAAGGGGAUUGUGAUUGAAACUAUAAAUAUUCUCAGCACAUUCUCGUGGAAUUUUGUCGAUCUAUUUCUUAUUCUUAUCAGCAUAGCUUUGGCGGAUCAAUUCAGACAGCUAAACAGUCGCCUCUUUUCGAUACGGGGAAAGGCGAUGCCGGAAUGGUGGUGGGCUGAAGCCAGGAGUGACUACAAUCAUUUGGCGACUCUUACGCGCAGAGUGGAUACUUACAUCUCAGGCAUCGUGCUUAUGUCCUUUGCUAUAGACUUGUACUUCAUCUGUAUGCAAUUGCUGUUUUCCUUCAAUCCAAUGCGUGGUAGCAUACGAAAAAUCUACUUUGGUUUUUCCUUCGGUUUUCUUUUGGCGAGAACAACUGCGGUAUCCCUGUACGCGGCUUCUAUUCAUGAUGAAUCCCGUCUACCAGCACCGAUUUUGUAUAGUGUCACUAGUUCUGGUUACAGCAAUGAGGUCUCAAGAUUCUUAACGCAAGUAACGACAGAUAAUAUUAGCUUGACAGGAAUGAAGUUUUUUUCCAUAACGAGAGGCCUUGUGUUAACCGUUGCAGGAACUAUCGUGACUUAUGAACUCGUUCUGGUACAAUUUAACUCCGUUCAACAAGCGGACCAGACGAAUGUAACUGCUUGUGAGGUAAAAUAAAACCGCUG
Messenger RNA from Atta colombica, 1283 nucleotides. RefSeq names its product gustatory receptor for sugar taste 64f-like. Gene Ontology annotation, molecular function: sweet taste receptor activity. The transcript has 11 exons. NCBI's taxonomy places the organism in Eukaryota, Metazoa, Arthropoda, Insecta, Hymenoptera, Formicidae. Bases 10 to 1275 code for a protein of 421 amino acids. Gene Ontology annotation, cellular component: membrane. Gene Ontology annotation, biological process: detection of chemical stimulus involved in sensory perception of taste; sensory perception of sweet taste. The record is from RefSeq and is a predicted model, not a curated record.